Molecule: messenger RNA, 1164 nt
Organism: Salvia splendens (bonfire salvia)
Lineage: Eukaryota; Viridiplantae; Streptophyta; Magnoliopsida; Lamiales; Lamiaceae
Product: 8-hydroxyquercetin 8-O-methyltransferase-like
Exons: 2
Coding region: 8-1063 (351 amino acids)
Molecular function (GO): protein dimerization activity; O-methyltransferase activity
Source: RefSeq, a predicted model, not a curated record
AGCAAGAAUGGCAACAUCCUCCCAAAACCUUCUUGAAGCUCAAGCUCACAUAUGGAACCACAUUUUCAGCUACAUAAACUCCAUGGCACUAAGAGCUGCAGUUGAGCUACGCAUACCCGACGCCAUCCACAAACACGGCAAACCUAUCACAAUUUCUCAACUGGCCGAUGCCCUCUGCAUCAACAAGGAAAAAUCCCAUGGCCUCUAUCGCCUCAUGCGAAUUCUAGUCCACUCCAAGUUCUUCGACAAGGUCACCAUCUCCGACCAAGAAGCUUAUUCUCUCACUAGAGCUUCGCGUCUCUUGAUAGGAGAUGAUCAACUGAGCCUUGUGCCACUUGCACUUACCCUCACUGAUCCGGCCUUCAUUGAGCCGUUCCAUCAUAUGAGUGAAUGGUUUCGAGACGAAUGUCCCUCUGCGUUCUUUACCACAAAUGGGAUGGAUCAUUGGGAGUUUGCAGCCAAAGAUGAGAAAUUGAAUAAAGGGUUUAAUGAGGCCAUGGCUGCUGACGCACGUUUCAUGGGCAGCAUACUUGUUCAAGAAUGCAAGCAUGUUUUUGAGGGGUUGAAGACGAUGGUGGAUGUCGCAGGCGGAACUGGGGAGGUGUCCAAGGCAUUGGCCGGGGCAUUUCCCGGGCUAAAAUGCGUCGUGCUCGACCAGCCACAUGUUGUUUCUGGCGUGGAAGGCUCUGAGAAUGUGUGGUAUGUUGGUGGAGACAUGUUUGAGUUCAUCCCUCCUGCUGAUGCAGUUUUCCUCAAGUGGAUAAUGCACAACUGGAAGGACGAAGAUUGCAUCAAAAUACUGAGAAAAUGCAAGGAAGCAAUAGCUGAGAGCAAAAUAAAUGGUAAAAAGGUGAUUAUUGUGGACAUGGUUGUGGAUGAGGAGAAGCAACCUCAUGAGGUAACUGAAACUCAUCUGCUCAUGGAUGUGCUCAUGUUAGCUCAUUAUCCAGGAAAAGAAAGAACUGAGAAAGAAUGGGCAAAGCUCUUUGCCCUAGCUGGCUUCAAAAAUUAUAAAAUCACUUCUACUUUAGGAGUGAACUCUAUAAUUGAGGUGUUUCCAUGAUUGUACACCUUAUCGUCUAAAAUUAUAUGUAUACACAAGGAAGGAGCCAGAAAUAUUUAAUAAAUGGGGCAAUAAUAAUAUACAUGAAGAUAGUUUAAAUA